AUGCGUCCUCUAAGAUAUACCACUUCUGCUGCAUCAUCGACAGCAGGCCCGGCCCCCGGCCAUUACCCCGCAAAAAUCCGUGAUCUCAAAGAGGAUUCGGACUUUGCAGGACGCAAGAAGGUGAUCAGCGAUCUCAGUCUAGAUUGCCAAGACAAAAAGUACUAUCCGAGAAUAGGUUUUCUCGAGGAAAAGUUAUCUAGGGACUUGAAAGAUGUGAAAUUGAUACGUAUUCCUCAGUUCCGGUCAAAGUAUGAAAGCCUGUUCAAAGAGACCCCUGGACUCCACAAGAUUGACGAUAAAUUUUACAUAGUCAGUGGUAAGAUUCAAAGUAUAAGAAAGGCAGGAAGGGGAAGCUUUUUCAUUGAUCUAAUCCAGGAUUAUACGAAGCUGCAACUUAUGGUUCACCAUAAAGUGAUGGGGCUGGAUAAGGAAAGCUUCUUGGAGCAUCAUUCUCGUUUUAGACCAGGAGAUCAGUGCAUCUGUGUGGGAACACCUGGCACUACUCGUGUCGGGGAGUUGUCAUUGAGGCUCAUUAGACCGCUAGAACUUGCUUCUCCUGCGUUACAUUCAUUGCCGCCCAAAUUGAUGGAUCCUGCACUAAUAAACAGAAAUCGAGUUGUGGACUAUCUAGUGAAUGAGAAAUCCCAAAAGGUGAUUCUAGCACGAGCUAGGAUAAUCUCUUUGAUCAGACUGUUCCUUGAGUCUCGAGAUUUCAUCGAAGUUGCUACACCAGUGAUUGGCUCUGGAAAUACGGGUGCCAAUGCUACGCCAUUUGUGACGAGCUCAGUUCACGUGAAGCAAAAAGAUGACGAGAGUCAGCUAUCGCAACUCAGCUUACGUGUAGCCCCAGAACUAUGGCUCAAAAGAUUGAUCAUUAGUGGCUUCGACAAGAUAUACGAGGUAGGACCGUCUUUCCGAAAUGAAGGUAUCGACGCCACACAUAAUCCAGAGUUUACCACAUGUGAGUUUUACAGGACUUUCACCAGUUUGGAUCAAUUGAUGGAAAUGACACAGAAAAUGAUCAUGGGAAUUGUCAAAGAUUUAGCAAGUCAACCCAAAUUUACGAUUUGCCACGAUAGAAGUGUGCAGCUAAUUAACGAUGUGAAACAGAAUGGAGACGUGUUUCGUAAGAUUGAUUUUGUGUCAGAGUUGGAGAGACAGACAGGAGUUAGGUUGCCGAAGAUGAACGAGCUCACAUCUGUUAAAUUGCUCUCAUAUUACGAUAUGCUAGGUCUUGAAAGGCCAGAGAUUAUCUCCAACUACCAGCUCUUGGACAAUCUUUCAUCGAUUUAUUUGGAACCUUUAUGCCAGUCAUGCCCGACAUUUAUAUACAACAUCCCGGAAAUUCUUUCACCGUUGGCCAAGUCUACAGAGUAUAUUUCAAGAAGAUUUGAAUUGUACAUUGAUGGGAAAGAAUUGGUGAAUGCAUAUGAAGAGGAGAACAAUCCUUUCAAACAAGAGGCUAAAUUCCUUACACAGUUGAAGUUGAAAAAGGAAUUCAACGAUGAGGAAAGUAUGAUCCCAGAUCACAGAUACACAAGAUUUAUGGAGUGGGGAAUGCCACCUACAGGAGGUUGGGGAAUGGGAAUCGAUCGAUUAGUGAUGCUACUCACACAGACUGAAAGAAUAGAUAAUGUACUAACUUUUGGAAGGUUGUCGGAUGUGUUGAAGCAGUGA
Molecule: messenger RNA, 1677 nt
Organism: Brettanomyces nanus
Lineage: Eukaryota; Fungi; Ascomycota; Pichiomycetes; Pichiales; Pichiaceae
Exons: 2
Coding region: 1-1677 (558 amino acids)
Biological process (GO): mitochondrial lysyl-tRNA aminoacylation
Cellular component (GO): mitochondrion; cytoplasm
Molecular function (GO): lysine-tRNA ligase activity; ATP binding; tRNA binding
Source: RefSeq, a predicted model, not a curated record